AUGUGUGUUUUUAAUCUCCUUCCCGCAGCUUUGGACACGAACAAUGUGACGAUCAAGAAACAGGUGUUCGAACUGCUUUCCGCGCUCUGUGUCUACAAUGUGGACGGAUACAACAGGGCGCUCGACGCUCUCGAACACUACAAGUCCUUAAAAGGUGAAAGAUACAGGUUCAAGGUUGUCGUAGAGGAGUUAAAAGCAGCGUCCACCUCGGAAUACAACACCGCCCUCGUCGCCUUCAUCAACUGCAUCAUCAUCUCCACGCCGCAGCUCAAGGAUAGGAUAAGAAUAAGAAACGAAUUUAUAGGUCUUAAGGUCCUUGAUGUUAUCAGUAAACUCAGACAAGAUGCGGUCAACGAUUCCGAUCUGGCGGUGCAGCUGGAUGUCUUCGACGAACAGAGGGACACGGACGAGGCGCAGAUCUCCGGACCCGACGGCGUGGACCUCAGCUCGCAUGUGGACGUCUUCUACGCCAUCCUCCGACAGGUGGUGGAGACGCCGCAGGAGAUCCCCUUCCUGAGCGUCCUGCAGCACCUCCUGCGGAUCGACUCAAAGGAGCCCAUCAGCGACGUCAUCUGGGACACGGCGGAGAAGCUGCUGCACCGCGCCACGCUGCUGGAGGACGCCCGCGACUCGGCCCGGCUGCUGCGGGCGCCGUCGCACAAGUCGCUCACCAAGCUCAAGGUCGGGGACGCGUCGCGCUGCCUGUGCUCGUGCCACCGCGACGACCCCAAGUCGCGCAAGCAGUCGCUCAACCUCAGCCUCAACUCCGGCCACCAGUCGCUGUCCACGCUCACGUCCCCCGUGUCCGACCCGCCGCCGCCGCCGCCCCCGCCGCCGCCCCUCCCCGGAGGAGCACCCCCGCCCCCGCCGCCCCCACUGCCGUCGGGAUCGGGUCCUCCCCCUCCGCCGCCUCCGCCUGGACGUGGCCCUCCUCCCCCGCCACCCCCGCCCGGUGUAGGCCCGCCCAUGCCCCCUCCGCCCCCGCCCCCCGGGAAGGGCCCUCCACCGCCUCCCGGCCCCCCACCUCCCCCCGGAGUUCGCCCCCUGCACCGGCCUGACCCCGCCGCCGAAAAGAUCCGCCUGCCGCAGAUGGAGACGCCGAAGCCACGCUCCAAGAUGAAGACCUUCAACUGGAACAAAAUCCCCGACAACAAGAUCUUAGGCAAGAACAACAUCUGGGCGAUGUUGGCGCGCCAGCACCAGGACUCCCCGACGACGGCCCUCGACUGGGACGAGAUGGAAGGACUCUUCUGCCAGCAGAACCCGUCCACGCCCCUGUCUCCUGCCAAGACCGCGAAGGACUCGAAGGACGAGACCGAGAAGAAGAAGAAGGAGCCGACGGAGAUCAAUCUUCUCGACGGAAAACGCUCCCUAAACGUCAACAUUUUCCUCAGACAAUUCAGGGUCUCCAACGACGAGAUCAUGGAGAUGAUUCGAGCGGGAGAGCACAGCGACAUCGGCGCCGAGAAGCUGCGAGGUCUCCUGAAGAUCCUCCCCGAGCCCGACGAGAUGGAGAUGCUCAGAAACUUCGACGGCGACCGGACGAAGUUGGCCAACGCGGAGAAGUUCCUGCUCAUGCUCAUGGAGGCUCCUCAGUACAAGCUGAGGAUCGAGGCGAUGCUCCUGAAGGAGGAGUUCGAGUCGACGAUGGAGCAGAUAGAGCCUUCCAUCAACGCCGUCAUCUACGCCGGCCGCGACCUCACCACCAACCCGCACCUUCAGGAGGUUCUCUACAUGGUUCUCGUGGCCGGAAACUUCCUCAACAGUGGUGGGUAUGCAGGUAACGCCGCGGGCAUGAAGCUCUCGUCGCUGCAGAAGUUGACAGACAUCCGUGCCAACAAGCCUGGCAUGACGCUACUUCAUUACGUCGCUCAGCAAGCGGAGCGAAGAAACCCCGAUCUGCUCAAGUUCCCGGAUGAAUUAUGUUUGGAUGAAGCUACAAAAACCACCAUGGAACAGCUGACCAGCGAGAUGAACCAGCUGGACGCCCGCAUCGCCAAACUGUCCCAACAGCUGAGCGCCCCUUCCACGCCCAGGGACAUCACGGCGCAGAUGGGAGACUUCUUACAGGUUGCCGCGAAGGACCUGAACUCGCUGAAGGAGGGCAUCGCGGAGGUGGCCAAGGUCAAGGUGGACGUCGCCGAGUACUUCUGCGAGGAUCCGAACACCUUCAAGCUCGAGGAGUGUUUCAAGAUCUUGUGCAACUUCUGCUCGAGGUUCAAGCAAGCGAUAACGGAGAACGAGCGGCGCAGACAGCAGGAAGAACAGGCGGAGAUCAGGAGGAGAACGAGAGAGGAGAACGCCGUCAAGAGAAGGUCGUCCUCGCAGGGUGGCUCUCAGCCUCGACCGGGCUCCUUCAGCGGGUCCGAGUCCGAGGUCAACAUCAUGGAGAACCUCUUGUCGGACAUCCGCUCGGGCUUCACGCAGAGGAAGUACGCGGAGCUGGCACUCAACAAGAACAAGAAGGGCAAGAAGCUGGACUCGUGGCAGAACGGAGGCAUGACCUCGGAGGACGAACCCUCGCUCUGCAACUCGCCCCGCAUGACCCGGCGGCGGAUGGGCUCCUUCUCGGGUCCCGCGGGUCCUCAGGGCGAAAAUCCGGCCAACGACAACUCACCAGACGUGACGCCCAACGGCAGCUUGCGUAGGAGGCGCUCUCGAGUCCCUUCAGAGGAGGACGACCACAAACUCAUGGACUACCUUCACACCUCCGGCCACGAUGGAUCCAGGGAAAGAAAGUCGUGGACUGGAAUGGAGGGCUACGGCUCCUUGGACAGGUCCUUCGCUCGCCGCGCCAGAGGAGGUGGAAGGACCCGACCGAGACUCCUUGCCUCCGAGUCGUCCGAGAGGGAGCGCCCCGCCUCGCCCUCCACGCCGGACACCAAACCGGAGCCUCCUGACCACAACAGACCCAGCAAAAACUGGCGUCAGAAGAUCGAGUUUUGGUUCAAGGAGAACGAGAAGGAAGAGGAACGGCGCUCGGGUUUGAAAUGGCGACUUCACCAACACAGAAAAUCUCUAGAUUUAGACACAUCAUCACUCGCUGAAGACGAAGGCGCAGGAAGUGCCAGCGCCUCUGGUCCAGCCCUUGGGACCCUACCCGAAGACCAACCCUCGGAGGACCCCAACACGAACGCGGGCGGAGGAGGCGGAGGAGGGAGUGGCUACCGGCGCGUGUACCAAGACUGGCGACCCUCGGUGGAGAAGACGGACGUGGUCGGGGCCAUGGAAGCGAUCGAAGAGGCCCAAUCGCCGCUGCCCAGCAAGGAGAAGGACAAGUCUCCGUGGCGGAAAAGCAACCUCAACGUCUCCAACUCGAGCGAGGCGACGCAGGAGCCACUCCAGAACGUCUCAGGCUCCAGCCAGGCCUCAGCCUCAGGCUCGGCCGCGCCCUCCUCCAACAACACAGCCGCGAGGAGGAUCCGCAGACUGAGGUCGAGGUCGAACAUCGAGCCCGGCCAGGUCGUUCAGGCUGUUCAGGGCAUAGAUGACGAACCUCUGGACGAGUCGAGUCGGAGGUCGUCGCUGAUCCAGACGCUGGGCCAGGACGACGGGAUAGACACCCUCAAGCUGUACAUCCGCCGGCCUUCCCAGGAGGAGAAGACUGCGCAGGGAAAAGAGGGCAGCGGUCACGAGGACAACGGCGCCUUCAUAGUGGAGGACUCCCCCCGUCGUGGCUCGGCCCCGGCUGCCUCCACCCUCGACGAGUCCCCCUCCAGCAGGUCGGAACAGCUGAUCCAGAAGUACCGGCACUCAGUGGACGUGUCGGCUGAUAUUCUCCGCUCUAUCGAGGAGGCCGAGUCAUCCCCCGAGCGAGGGAAUGAGUCCGGGCGGCGCGAGAAGCGGAUUUACCAGCGCACCAUGACGCCCUCCAGCCUCCGCUCAGCUCUCCAGCAGCGCCUCAAGGAUAACCUUCAGUCGGCUCAUCUGGUGGGCACCAUACGCUCUCUGGGCGACGAUGCAAUAGAGAAGCCAGAGGAAGAGGAAGAUGAGGAGGACGAGAAGAAAAGAGAGGAGAAUGAAGGGGAAGAAGAGGAAGAUGCUCGAGGCGAGGACCAGAAGCUGCUCCCGCCGUCCAUCCCGAAGCACCUCCGGAGACCUUCCCGUGACGAAAACAAGCUCGACAAGAUCGACAUCGACUCGGAGAACAUCGAGACGCCACCGGUGACCAGGAGAGCCUUCAGCAUGCGCAGCUUCAGGUCGCCGUCGGACUCACGCUGGCUCAGUUCAAAGAAGGAGGAGGAGACCGAGGACUUCGAUAGCCGCAGAGCCGGUCGAAGGUUCCGCAGCCUGACCAGCGAGGACCGGCGAGCCCUUGUGGGGGAGAAGAAGGGUGCAGGAGACGCGGAGGCGGGACGGAAUCGCACGAGGACUGGAGUCGACAGCUCGGAGAACGAAGGCGCGGGCAGCGAGAUCGAGGAGCGCGGUUCUGCCAGGAGAACUCAGCGCUUCAAACGCUUGGCUGAUCUGGCCAAGGACGGAGACAGCGAGACGGAGCAGAUGCUGGCCAAGCAGAAAGAACGAUCGAUGUCGAUAGAUGACGACGGCCUUGGAGACGGCCACUUCGAGCGCUUCUCCUCCGUCCGCAAAACGCUGAGGCACAAGAAAAUGCAAGACAGGCCCGAGUCCAGACUCAGCGAAGAUAACGCUGAGGCUGAGGCUCGGCGCGAAGGAGAGGGCUCGAGGGCGGGCUCCGUGGGGAGGAAGUCGCAUUCAACCUCCCCGGAGCGCCUCGCACCUCAGGAACAGGAGGCGAGCGUAGAGAAGAUCCAUACCAAAGUCCAGCAGGCCGAGACCUCAGAGGUCCCGCAGGAGAGUUACGAGGACAAGGAUUCGCGUCUCAAACGGUGGCAGCGAAUCAAGGAAACCAAGACAGAUGAGGAUCCUUCGCGAGGAAAAUCCAAAGAUACAGACUCUUGGAAGGACAGAAUAACUCGCCGCUUCCGCUCCAAUGUGGACAAGUACGACGUUCAACGAGCGAUGGAGGAAAGAGGCAGGGGCACCAAGGGAGACAUCAAGCCACCGGCGUCAGAGCGGUUGCAUCGGAAGAACCAGGACAGCGUGGCCAAGGGCUUGGAAACGCGAGGGUCAUUUAGGGUCACCAGCAGUGCCAGCGAUUCUUCUCGCAGGGACAGACGGGACCGCACUCGCAGUGCCAUCGACCCAAGCCACGUCCGUCAGGCGCUUGACAAAGAGAAGGAGAAGGAUAAGAAGCGAUCCGUCUUCGGGGACUCCUCCCGCGGCGUGAGUAGGCUGUUCUCUAAGCUGGACGCGAAGGAGCCAACGGGGCUGAGGCGGGGCGAGACGCGGACGAGGUCGCUCAUGGACCCCCACUCCAAGACCAGACUGCGCGGCAGCACCACCAAGGAGGUUGACGAAGGCUUCGAAGACACGGGAAGCAUCAAGUCAGAAACCACGAGUCAGGGAGCAUCGUCCACAGGCGACGUGCCGGAUGGGUCCAUUGAGAAGGGGCCAACGACGCCCUCAUCACUGAGAAGAAACCGCAAUGGGCUGCGCAUUGAUAGCCUUCGGGGGCGGCAGGAAAGCAGCCUAGGAGCUUCCAAAAGAGCGGAGAACUCGGGCUCACGGAGUAGCCUGCGUUCUUCUCGCUCGUCCCUCACCUCGGCUGCCUCCGUGAAUACGGUACGGCCGGCCAGACCACCUUCAAAGUCCCCGAGUACGACCAGCAUGAUCAGCAACAAGUCAGACUCGAGCAGUAGGAAGGGUAAGAUGACUGACUACACCUCAGCCCUUAAGAGCCUGACCCUGAAGAGCCUACGGAUGGGCCGCGGAGGCGGAGACGACUACGAAGGAACGCAGAGCUCGCCUUGCAGCCCGAAGGGGGAGAACGCGCAGCCGAGCUUCCCCGACGACCGAACUCGCUCCUCGGGAUCCCUGCACAGCUCCGGGGGCAUCACGCCCACGCGCUCGCUCUCCCGGGCUGACUCCACGCGAUCGACGGGAUCUCUCAGCAAGCAGUCGAGCGAGGGCUCCUUGAGACGGGGAACAGCCAGCGUCACCAAGGCUGCGGCGCCCUCAGCUAACAGCAGCGCCAGAGUUAAGCGCCCGCUCGCGCCUGCGCAAGUCCGCUCGCUCACCUCCGCCGAGUCACGCCACCGGAACAUCAGCGGCUCCAACACCUCCCUGCGCAGGUCACCGGGCUCGACGCCCACGUCUUCCGUCAAGGUGAAGCGGGGCGACUCGGGCAGCUCCAAGGAGAACCUCUCCCGCUCGAACUCCGGCAACAGCCGCGUUGGAGGGACCUCUCGCACGACGGCACGCUCAUCCACUGCCUCGAGCUCCAAGCCCCUCGCCGAACGCUCGGCCAGCUUCCGCUCUUCGCCGCCGAAGCCUGAGGGAACGCAGAGCCUCCGGAGGCCCGUCGGGACGCCUGCAAGCAAACCAGCGUCCGCGAGAAAGGGUGGGAACCUCCCAGCCUUCAUGCGGCCGACGACGUCCUCCUCGUCGAAGGUGAGCGCCGGAGACGCCCCCGCGCCCGUCAAGAAGGUCAAGGUCGUGUCGCGCAACCUGUCCCUGUCGUCGCCGCGCACGAUGGUUAAGUGAGGCGCUGCGCCCCGUAGUCCGUUUAGCUUGGUAGUCUCCAUUGUUCUUGCGAGCACCUGAAGCCCGUGACCGAGAUUUUCGUACAUGCACAACACACACACACACACACACACACACACACACACACACACACACACACACACACACACACACACACACACACACACACACACACACACACACACACACGUGUAUUAUAUUUGUUACAUAUACCUAAAUGUGUGUGUGUGUGUGUGUGUGUGUGUGUGUGUGUGUGUGUGUGUGUGUGUGUGUGUGUGUGUGUGUGUGUGUGUGUGUGUUUCGCUUGAGAAUCAAUUUGCAUGUACCGUCUUAUGAAUGUCUGUUAUAGGCAAGGUGUUAGGUGUCGUAACCUUCUCUGUGUUCGUCCCUUACUCUGUAGUGCCAUGGACCUGUGAACCCUUGUGCCAUGUUCGUCUUAGAGAGAAACAAAUGUUGGGCUACAAAAAUUUGUGACCGUUGUAAAGCAGAUGCAGUUUGGGCGCUAACUGACCACUGUAUCUUCAUCGCCUUAUUCGUAAAUGGUUAUUUGGACAGUAUUCAGGCCCACAGUUGUUUUAUAUCUUCUUUUCUUUUAAUAGGUAGAUAUUAGACAAGUAGAAUAUUUUCUAGAUAUUUCCUGAUAAUUAAGGCCCAAAAAACGGGUGAUCAGCGCCGACGAUUGCGCAUGAUAGAUUGUCUUUUGUUUGUCAUGUGUUCCAGUUUCAUUUUUCUUAACUUUUAGUGCCUUGAUUUAAGAUCUGAUUUCAAUUAGAAAAUCGAUACAUACCAAAACUUUUUUUUCUAACAACACGUAACCAAUAUUACCCCGAGUGUCUAAGCUACAUUCUUUGAUGAGUAUUCAUAUAAAAUAACGAAUAGUGAUCGUAUUUAAAAGCAACACACAGAAUAUUCAAAGUGCAAAUGCUUUUUUUUUAUAUAUUAAUAUAUCAAAAAAACAAAAGUGAAAUCACAUUAUCACUGUAGCUAAUAUUAAGUUUGCUAGUUGUAAAGCGUGGCUUGUACAGUCACACAUUUUCGUCUGUGAUUAUUUUCCCCGUGAGACGAGAGGCGUGUGUGGUCUCCUACCACUGGUUCAGACGUACUUAAUAUAUAUUGUAAAAAACAUGACAUAGAUCUUGUAUUUACAGUAAUUUGAAGUGUUGAGACUACACCUAGAAUAUGUACAUAAGGACAAUGCGUUAGUGAACUGGCCUCAAUAUUUUUUGCAUUCGUAAAAUAACACAAAAUCGAGAACGCUAAUGUGACAGAUACUGAGACCAGUAGCAUUAAUGUCACCAGCUUUGUUCUUUUUACCAAAUGAUGAACAUAACAAUUGGUUGUGUGAUGUUUUACGAGUGCUAUGCCUUGUCCAAAUUAAUGUAUAGUAUAAUGUUAAUUUAUUGGAUUAACGGCUUGCUUUCUAGUUUACGCCUGUACUACCCUGAGAUAACUGCUGCUGUAACUAUUGGAAGCCAAGUUAUUCAUAGGCGCUGUUGUAACUUGGUCAAAACAUGCUAGCACAUCUAUGUAUAUGUAUAAAUAUACUAUAUAUAUGUAUAUAUAUAUAUAUAUAUAUAUAUAUAUAUAUAAAGCAUUUAUUUCUUUAAAUGUUUAAGCAUAGAUCUUCUUAAGUUUUAUUAUUUGUGAUUUAUCUGAUUUAACAUAAGCUAACUUUUAAUACUACACACGAUUUUGUAAAUAUAAAACCUGUAUCAGGAAUCCUGUUUAGAGAUUGGUUGUCUAAGAAUGUGUAUGUGGCUGUGCCAAGAUAUAGAUAUAUAGAGAGAUUAUUGAAUAGGAACAAUAUAUUUUAAACGUGGAAAACUAAGAUACAAUUUACCUUAACGUUAAUGGUGUUUUACAUUUACACACACACACACACACACACACACACACACACACACACACACACACACACACACACACACACACACACACACACACACACACACACACACACACACACACACACACACACACACACACCAUAUAUAUAUCUCCCUGUUAUAAAAAGGUGCUUCCGAUUUUAUAUAUUCAACAAUCGAAGAGGCCAGGCAUGUCUAUAUGUAAAGAUGAAGUUUUUUAAGAAUGAGUAAGGUUGUAACAUCAAUAUAUAUAUAUAUAUAUAUAUAUAUAUAUAUAUAUUAUACACAAAUUUAUGAGAGGGUUGCAGAGCUCCUCUUAUCUGUUGUGAAGAACACAACACGUGAACACUCGUCUGGUCGCUUCUUCCACACUUCUUCUGUCUACAUUUAUCAUUUUUAUUAUCACUAGUUAGUUCCUUCUCCUAUGCCUUUUAUUCAUCGUCAUUUCCUAUGCGUCCAGGCCUAUUUCCAUUCUGUAUUUCUGCUCAAAAGCCUUAAGCCAAGGCAGUUGCGAGUUACACCUUUUGGGAAAAGUAAUAAAUUUGGCAUUAAGAUUCCGAGGCAGCACAGACAGAGCCUUUCCCCGUUUUCUUCAGAGUGUAUGAUAUCAGUGUCAUAGUUUCACAACAUAAGCAGGCGAUGUGUUUGUUUUGCCCUUCAAUUUAUUCUCGAUUUUUCAAUGUUUGGAAUUUCCGUGUUGAAUUUUUCGUCAUGUUCAACUCAUUAUGGAUAUCCCUAUUUUUUCUCGCUAUAACUUUGAUGAUCAAAUUUAUUUUCUUAUAGUUGUGACUUUGGACUGAUUGUUGUCACUGUGACUAGGGAAUCAAACCCCUUCUUGUAAAGAUAUUCUAUCGUAUAUAGGAUUGACGCUUUUUUUUUUUUAUUAUACUUCAGUCUUUUUCAUCAUUAAGAAUCCUUUAUAGUCAGACUUAACACAUGUAUGUAUUUAUUUUGCUAAACACUAAUCUUAUUUAUUUUUAAGUGAUUAACUUUUGACUUUUUAAUAUAUCGAAAUUUAUGAUAACUGUAUAAAAUUUUUAGAACAUAAUAAAUAUUAUUAUGAAAUA
Messenger RNA from Penaeus chinensis, 9496 nucleotides. RefSeq lists its product as uncharacterized. Bases 1 to 6564 code for a protein of 2187 amino acids. The record is from RefSeq and is a predicted model, not a curated record. Gene Ontology annotation, molecular function: nuclear import signal receptor activity; actin binding. Gene Ontology annotation, biological process: protein import into nucleus; cellular component organization. The transcript is spliced from 25 exons. NCBI's taxonomy places the organism in Eukaryota, Metazoa, Arthropoda, Malacostraca, Decapoda, Penaeidae.